AUGGACAGAAUCAGUAACCUGUCCGAUGAUUUGCUCCUGAAGAUUUUGUCAUCACUUACUUCGAAAGAUGUGGUCGCAACGAUGCUUUUGUCGAAGCGGUGGAAGUUUCUUUGGACAUUAGUUCCAAAACUUCAUUUUGAUGAUAGGUUUAAGGAAUACUUCGGUGAUGAUUGUGUUCCUUACAGGAUGUUUCAACAGUAUGUUGACAUGUUCUUGGUAUCGAACAAGUCUCCGGUUCUUGAAACCCUAAAAUUCAGCCUUGGUUGUUCGUAUUCCACCACUGACGAUUUGACAACAUGGAUCAGAAUCGGAAUCGCUCGCCGUGUGCGUGAACUUGAAAUCAUACGUUCUCUUGAUGCUUAUGAUUACGGAGAAUUCAACUUGCCGCAGUGUCUUUACACUUUUGAGAAGCUCGUGGUCUUGAAACUUUACGGCUGGAUUGUUCUUGAUGUUCCCACCACUGUUUGUCUUCCGUCUUUGAAAUCUUUACACUUGCUGUGUGUAGAGUACAAAGACGAAGAAUCUCAUCGUAGGCUUUUGUCUAGCUGUCCUGUUCUUGAGGAGUUAGUGUUGGACCAUUGUGAAAACAUCUCUCCGCCAUGUUUGUAUGUCGUGGUGCCUUCUUUGCAGAGAUUCUCUUUUAUUGGUGGUACGUAUGAUGGACACGACGAUACCAACGUAAAAGUUGUUUUAAAUGCUCCGUAUUUGAAGUACUUGAACAUUGUAGAUAACUUUGCCAUUGGUCUCUCUUGCUUGACCGAGGAUAUGCCAGAGAUAGUUGAGGCAAAUGUUAAUGUUGUUUACAAAAGUACUGAGAAGCUAUUAAGAUCUCUUGCAUCAGUCAAACGUCUCUCUUUAUGUUUAUCCGCUUCCGUGGUUCAACCUUGUAUUGAGUUUCACCAGCUUGUUCAUCUGGAGCUGUGCCCAUAUGUGAAUAAGUGGUGGGAUCUACUUACUUGGAUACUUGAAAGUUCUCCUAAACUACAAGUUCUCAAGCUCUACAAGUGUAAAGAACAUAGAUUUUAUGGGGUAGAGCCCAUUCAUGGUCGUUGGGGACAACCGAGUUCUGUUCCUGAAUGCUUCUCGCUCCAGCUCAAUACUUUUGAAUGGAAUUAUUACAAUGGAAGAAGGGAAGAGAAGAGAAUGCUGGCUUACAUCCUAAGAAACGCAAAACGGUUGAAGAGAGCGAAGAUCUUUGCGUGGGGGUUGGGUUCUUACGAGGGACCUCGGAAACUCAAGAAGUUGGCUUCUUUGCAUAGGGCUUCAAAGUCAUGUCGGCUUCUGUUGGAAUGUUUAAAAAAAUUGUAG
Molecule: messenger RNA, 1308 nt
Organism: Microthlaspi erraticum
Lineage: Eukaryota; Viridiplantae; Streptophyta; Magnoliopsida; Brassicales; Brassicaceae
Source: the annotation of a GenBank genome assembly